Pseudozyma hubeiensis SY62 is the source of this 1659-nucleotide messenger RNA. RefSeq lists its product as hypothetical. The record is from RefSeq and is a predicted model, not a curated record. Gene Ontology annotation, molecular function: L-glutamate gamma-semialdehyde dehydrogenase (NAD+) activity. Bases 1 to 1659 code for a protein of 552 amino acids. Lineage: Eukaryota; Fungi; Basidiomycota; Ustilaginomycetes; Ustilaginales; Ustilaginaceae. Gene Ontology annotation, cellular component: mitochondrial matrix. The transcript has a single exon.
AUGGCUUCCGUACCUCAGGCGCCCCAAUUCGGGCUCUUCUCCUUGCCUCCCAUCAAAAAUGAACCCAUGCGCAACUAUGAGCCCAAGAGCGAAGAUCGCAUCAAGCUCCAGCAGGCCGUCGACGAGAUGAUCGCCGCAGGACCCUUCGAGGUCCCCGUCGUCAUCAACGGCGAGAAGAUCAAGACAGGCAAGGUUGCCCAGCAGCCCAACCCUUCCAACCACUCGCACAUCCUCUGCAACUACCACGAGGCCGACGAGGCGCUCGUCCAAAAGGCCAUCGAGGGCUCGCUCAAGGCCAAGACCGCAUGGGAGAACAUGCCCUGGAACGACCGUGCCGCCAUCUUCCUCAAGGCGGCCGACCUGAUCGCCUCCAAGUACCGCUACAAGGUGCUCGCAGCCACCAUGCUCGGUCAGGGCAAGAACGUGUGGCAGGCCGAGAUCGACGCUGCCGCCGAAAUCUGCGACUUCUUCCGUUUCAGCGCAAAGUACAUCCAGGAGCUCUACUCGACGCAGCCCCCUGAGUGCUCGGCCAACACCUGGAACCGCACCGAGUACCGCCCUCUGGAGGGUUUCGUGCUCGCCGUCUCGCCCUUCAACUUCCUUGCCAUCGCCGCUGGUAACUUGAUCUGCGCGCCUGCAAUGACCGGUAACGUCGUCGUGUGGAAGCCUUCGCCCAUGUCGAUCUACUCCAACUACGUCGCCUACGAGAUCCUCCGCGAGGCUGGUCUUCCCGACGGCGUUAUCCAGUUCGUCCCCGGUCCGGCUCCCGAGAUUGUCGGCGCUGCCAUCAACCACCGCGAAUUCGCCGGUCUCCACUUCACCGGCUCCACCCACGUCUUCCGUCAGCUCUGGAAGCAGAUCGGCAACAACCUCGACAAGUACCGAGGCUACCCGCGCAUCGUCGGCGAGACCGGCGGCAAGAACUUCCACAUGGUCCACAAGUCGGCCAACGUCGACGCCGCCGUCACCCAGUCCAUCCGCGCUGCUUUCGAGUACCAGGGUCAGAAGUGCUCUGCGCUCUCGCGUCUCUACGUGCCCAAGUCCAUGUGGGAGGGCGAGUUUAAGCAAAAGUUGCUCGACCAGAUCGCGCAGAUCUCGGUCGGCCCCGUUCAGGAGUUCAAGCACUUUAUGGGUCCCGUCAUCGCCAAGCACUCGUUCGAGAAGAUCAUGGGCUUGAUCGAGGCUGCCAAGAAGGAAGGUGGCGAGGUGCUCUGCGGUGGUCAGGGUGACGACUCCAAGGGCUGGUACGUCCAGCCUACCGUCAUCGAGACCAAGGACCCCAAGUCGGUUACCAUGGUCAACGAGAUCUUUGGUCCCGUCAUCACCGUCUACGCCUACCCCGACGAGGAGUUUGAGCAGACGUGCGAGCUCAUUGACUCGACCACCGAAUACGCCCUCACCGGCUCCAUCUUCUCGGCCGACCGUUACGCACUGAUCCGCGCCAGCAACCUGCUGCGCAACGCAUCGGGCAUGAUGUACUACAACGACAAGUGCACCGGUGCCGUUGUGGGUCAGCAGCCAUUCGGUGGUGCUCGUGCCUCGGGUACCAACGACAAGGCUGGUUCCAUCUCGAUCUUCUACCGAUUCGUUUCGGCCCGCACCAUCAAGGAGACCACUAUCGACCCUGCCACCCACAUCUACCCCAGCAACCUCGAGUAA